AAUGAACACAACAGCGAAUGAAAUGAGUAAGCGUAUAAACAUGACCUGAGCUGUGAUCACGAACAUCAUAGCUUGAUGUGCCAAUACUGGCGCCAACGGUCAUGCGAGAACGUAAAUUAAAGGGAGACAACUCUCUUUUUCGCGUGAAGCUUUUGACACGCCCCCUCUCAUCUUCACAACCAUGUGAGUUGUGUCACCGACAGAUAUCUGUUAUCACAUCCCAGCUCAUCACUAACAGGUCCAAACGGACCAUUGUCUGACUUUCAACAGUGCAAAGAUCGGAAUAACCACUAGCCGAGGAAACUGUUGACAUAAAAAGUUCGUCAUUAAAUCUUCCACAAGCCAACAUCGUCCAAGGCCGACAAUAAUUAUACAGGCCCACGAAGAUCCAUGUUGUUACUGAAGCGAGGAAGGGAGGAUAUGUUGUGUUUGAUACAAGAGACAAUCGGAUUGAUCUAAGUAAGUGUGGGUGUUACUGUCACGCCAUGGCCCUGCUGGGAUGUCGCAUCAAGCUAGAAGGGCAGGAUGUCUACCCAGCCCGAGUAGACGGGCCAGCGGAUGUCUACCAAUCACCAAGGUUCAUUCUGACAAAAGCAAGGUGGGUUGAAGACAAACAGGUGUCUACCUGCAUCCUCUGUAACAACAAAUUCAACCAAAUACGCCGCAAACAUCACUGCCGACAGUGUGGACUUGUGCUUUGUAAUAAAUGUUGCAAGGAGAGGAUGCCGCUGCCGCAGCUUGGUAUCGAGGAUGCUGAGCGCGUGUGUGACGCGUGUGCUCCUGUCACACAGCUCAUCACCAAGGCCAGGUCCCAAAUGCAUCAAUUUCAAGUGGAAUCUGCUGAUGGUCUCACUGAAAGAUGCAAGAAUCAUAAUUCCAUUAAAAGGGUGGUGGAGCUGGGCGGCAUCCAGACUCUCAUUGUGUUGGCACAGACCGAAAAUGUCCAGAUCCUGAGAUCGGUGAUGUCGGGUCUCCAGGCACUGGCCACCCACCAACCACUUCAUCAGGAACUGGCCACUGCUGGUGCAAUCAAGGUCAUCUGCAGUUGUCUUGACAGCAUCCUGUCCCGACUCCGUGAAGCAGAGGAACAGAUUCUGACUGAUGGAAUAAGCUCCCUCAUGAUCUUCUGUAAAUCACCAGAACUCAAGAAAAAGGCCCUGGAUGAUGGCGCCCUGAACCCAGUGCUGACACUGUGUAUGUACCAAUCCCCCACCCUGGCACUCCUGGCGCUCUGCACGCUCAGCCUCAUUGUGGAGAACCCAGAUACCCAUGAUGCAAUAGUAGAAUCCUCACGAAAUGCGUUGCCACGGAUACUGGCCCUGACGGCAUCAUCAGAUGAGCAGACUCAGGAGGUCGCCCUGAAAAUACUGGCACAUCUCUCCAACGGCACCGACUGGCACCGACAUCGCAUUGUACAGGAGGAUUUCAGUUCAGGAUGCAGUCUCCAUAAGGCCCUGAGCAGUCACCCACAGAAUGAGCAGAUUCUCUGUAACGCUGUGUGUCUCAUAGGAAACCUGGCCACAAGCGCUGAGGACCAGAGCAGCCUGCAGAGCGUGAUGGUGCGAGUGUGCCAACUCCUACAGAACUCCCCCAGCAAUUGUGAUCUCAAGAUACAACUCAGCCGUGCCAUCGCCAACUUCUCCAAGUUCAAGCAAAACUCAGAUAGACUGGUGCCGUACGUGUCGGACAUUGUACAGACUUGCAUUAAGUCUACCACUCCCAGCAUCAGGGUUCAUGGGAUGAGAGCCAUACUGUCAUUGCUGUCAUACAGUCCCUGUCAAACAACGGCCGAGCUCAUGAGAGACGGAGCCGUGGACCUCCUGGAGUCGCUGGGGAAGGUGCACGGUCUCCUGGACUCCGUCCAGGCGACGCUGACCAUCCAGGCUGCGGCGCUGACAAGACCAUUAUAGCAGACCUCACAACCUGGGAUUCAUGGAGCUGUGAGGAAGCCUUGUGAUAUUACAGUGAUGGUCACCUGAACAUUUAGUGUUAUAAGUGCAAUUUGAAUGUGCCUGUAUCAUCAACAACAUAGCUUUGAAAGUGAAGACUGCAUUUUGUCUUCCAAAAUUCCAUAUAAAAAAUGAUAAUUUAUAUUUUUAAAAAUACAGUUAGUGUAUAUUUUUAUAUAAAACAUUACCCCUGUAACAGUUCAUAUAUAUAACAGUUCAGCUGGGUGCACUUUUGUGUGUCCAUAAGUACCCCUGGCCCCAUCCCCUGGACACUGCAGCACCCCCCCCCCCCCCCCCC
Haliotis rufescens (red abalone) is the source of this 2247-nucleotide messenger RNA. RefSeq names its product vacuolar protein 8-like. Gene Ontology annotation, molecular function: metal ion binding. The transcript is spliced from 13 exons. NCBI's taxonomy places the organism in Eukaryota, Metazoa, Mollusca, Gastropoda, Lepetellida, Haliotidae. The record is from RefSeq and is a predicted model, not a curated record. The coding region runs from base 486 to 1910 and encodes 474 amino acids.